CAGAGCUGCAAGGGGGGACCUGCGGCCACGCCAAGCCCCAGCAAGGCUUCACUUAGCUGUGUAACAUCUGCUGAGGCCUCCCCGCCUCCAAGACAUCACUAUGGCAAUGCUGCUCCCCCAGAAUCCAUCUCAGGUACAUGCGGCCGCUGUGAACGGAGACAAGAACACCUUGCAGAAACUGAUUACAGCAGAGUCUGGUCUGCGGGACAGUGAAGAUCAGUUUGGUCGGACUCCUCUGAUGUAUUGUGUACUGGCUGACCGUUUGGACUGUGCAGAGGUGCUUCUUAAGGCCGGCGCCGCCAUCAACAAAACUGACCACAGUCAGAGGACUGCCCUGCAUCUCGCUGCACAGAAGGGCAACGUGCGUUUCAUGAAACUCCUACUGUCGCGUCAUGCUGAUUGGCGAUUGAAAGAUCUGGAGGAAAUGACUCCAUUACACCUGGCAUCCCGUCAUUCCAGCUCCAAACCUUUGUCUCUGCUCCUCAAACACAUGGCGCCCGGGGAGGUGGACACACAGGACAGGAAUAAGCAGACGGCGUUGCACUGGAGUGCUUUCUACAAUCACCCCGAGCAUGUAAAGCUGCUGAUCAAGCAUGAUUCAAACAUCGGCAUCCCAGACAGUGAAGGCAAGAUCCCUCUACACUGGGCAGCACACAACAAACACCCCAAUGCCACCCGGACAGUGCGCUGUAUCCUAGAAGCUGCUCCAACAGAGUCUCUGUUGAACUGGCAGGACUAUGAGGGACGGACCCCUCUGCAUUUUGCAGUGGCUGAUGGAAAUGAGGCAGUGGUUGAGGUCCUGACUUCAUAUGAAGGUUGCAGCGUUACAGCCUAUGAUAACCUGUUCAGGACACCACUGCACUGGGCGGCACUGCUGGGUCAUGCUAAGAUUGUCCACCUGCUGCUGGAGAGGAAUAAGUCUGGGAUGAUCCCGUCAGACAGUCAGGGAGCAACACCGCUGCACUAUGGAGCUCAGAGCAACUAUGCUGACACUGUUGCAGUGUUUCUGAAACACCACUCUGUAAGAGAUGAGCCUGAUCUGGAGGGACGAACCGCUUUCAUGUGGGCUGCUGGGAAAGGCAGUGAUGAUGUCAUCAAAAUCAUGCUGGAUUUGAAAAAAGACCUAGACAUCAACAUGACAGACAAAUAUGGAGGGACAGCUCUUCAUGCGGCUGCGCUUUCAGGUCAUGUGUCCACUGUGCGCUUGCUGCUGGAGCAGGGAGGAAUGGUGGACCCACUGGACGUCAUGAAACACACCCCUCUGUUUCGUGCAUGCGAGAUGGGCCAUCGAGAUGUCAUACUAACACUCAUUAAAGGAGGUGCUCGUGUUGAUCUAGUCGACAUAGACGGUCACUCUGCACUGCACUGGGCAGCUCUGGGUGGUAAUGCGGAGGUGUGCGAGGUGCUAAUGGAGAACGGGAUCAGUCCUAACCUGCAGGACCAAGCUGGACGGACACCCUUACAGUGUGCGGCGUAUGCUGGCUACAUAAACUGCAUGGCCUUGCUCAUUCAGCACGACGCAGACCCUAAUAUUCAGGACAAGGAGGGGAGAACCGCACUCCACUGGUCCUGUAAUAAUGGUUAUCUGGAUGCCGUGAAGCUGCUGCUGGGGUGCGGAGCAUUUCCCAAUCACAUGGAGCACACUGAAGAGAGGUACACUCCUCUGGACUAUGCUCUUCUGGGUGAGCAUCAGGAACUGACUCAGUUCCUCCUGGAGCAUGGAGCUCUGUCCAUCGCCGCCAUCCAGGACAUCGCUGCCUCCUCCAUCCAGGCACUUUACAAAGGCUACAAGGUCCGGCGGGCCUUCAGGGAACGCAAGAAGCUCCUCAUGCGACACGAACAACUGCGCAAGGAUGCUGCCAAGAAGAGGGAAGAGGAACGCAGGCGUGAGGCGGAGCAGCAGCUCUCGUUGGCUAAGGCAGGUCAGAAGCAGCGCAUCUUAUUGGCUGCAGUCGGGGUGGAAAAGCUGUCACUGGAUGAAGCGGAGCAGAGGGUUAAAGAUUCAGUGGUGACAAAAGGACACAAACACAAAAAGUCCUCCAGUGCUCUUAAUAGUCUGAGCAGGAGAGAGAAACCUAGUAGAGCUGAGCGCAGAACGAGAGAACCUGAAACAGCAGACGCUUCUCUCCCUCCAGUGACCCCAAUGAGCACCAAGAAGUGUCCAGUCACCAUAGAGGAUGUGCGUGUGAGAGAAACACUUGGUCCAGAUACAGGCAUAUCAUUGAAUUGUGGAUCUGCAAAUGAGCGCCCAUCCCCCGCUGGCUCCAGUCGACCAGGCAGUGCCAAACCCGUCCACACAGGGACCCAUGUAGCACCAGGCCACAUGGAGACCACCCCAACCCCUAAACCGAGACCCAGUACUACAGGUGCCCACAAAAAUGCAUCACAGGACACACCACAACACAAUGAGACGCAGACAAUGUCCAAAGGAAGCAAGCCCGUAUCAGAACACAAACCUACAGGAAGCCAGCCUUCCAACAUCACUUCUGUCACACGGCAAAAAGAGAAACGGCCAGAAAGGGAGACGCACAGAGAAAAGGAUAAAAGAUCAAGGACUGAGGGAGAUAAACAGACUGUUAGAGAGAAACAGAAAGGUACAGGGAUUGAGAGAGACAAUGAGAGAUUGACGGGCAGGACGAGAAAAAAACAAGCGGAGAAAGAGAAGGAAAAGAGGAGAGACGGCAUCUGUAGUAAAAGCCAGGCUGCUGUUGUGAUACAGAGAGCAUGGAGAAGGUCCUGUGUUCGGGGUCGUAUUCGCAAGGUAUUGUGCAGGCCGUUGAAAGGGGUGGAGUCUGCUGAAGUCACAGCCCUGUUGAUUCAGCUGUUGUGGGAGUGGCCUGUCUUACAUGACCACACCCACCGUAAGCCAUCUGACAUUCAGGCUCCUCCUACCAGGAGCGCAGGGAAAAAGUGCUCCGUGCUGCAGAAUAUCUAUGGUGCUGCCCCAUCCAAAAGAGGGAUCUCUCUACGGGCGGCAGCUCUCAAAACACAGAGCCAGAGUCAGAGCCAAGUACUGCUGGAUCUGUCACUCAGAGCACACAAACAGCUGAGCGCCGUGGAGUGUGUGAAUCUGGUGGAUUCUGUCAGUCAGGCCAAGCAAUACUCUUACCAUCUACGGCCAUCCAGUGCUGCCAGUCAAAGCGGCCCGAACCGAACAAAAAAAUGACACAAAAUGGACACCGUGUGUGUAUUUCUGCAGGAACUGAACCUGGAAUAAUCUGCACUUUUACACUAAAGCGUGAGGUACAGUAUCGUCUGCGUUUACAUGUCAAAUCUGCAGCAUCACCUCGAUUAUUGCAGAGGUUAGAGGUUAAAACCACAAACACAACAAAUGUAUUAGAUAACCUUUCAUUCUGUCGACAACAGGUCAUAUACCUGUCGUAAGGGUGACAUACGCCUUACGUAACAAGACCACCUGCAUGGGAGACCACUGAGUGCUCAUGUGGACAGUAAAAGACGGCGCUCUGAAACAUACUCCUAUUUUCAGCCUGUUGCUAAUGAUGUCAGAUGUCUGUUAUAUUCUUGUACUCCAUUGUUGUCUUUUUUACUGAGAAGUUAUUAUUGUUUUAUCUGGAUCUAUAAACCAGUGUAUUCUUUGUAUUAUAUUAAUG
This is a messenger RNA of Danio aesculapii, 3611 nucleotides long. RefSeq names its product inversin (gene invs). Gene Ontology annotation, molecular function: protein binding. The record is from RefSeq and is a predicted model, not a curated record. NCBI's taxonomy places the organism in Eukaryota, Metazoa, Chordata, Actinopteri, Cypriniformes, Danionidae. The coding region runs from base 101 to 3166 and encodes 1021 amino acids. The transcript is spliced from 17 exons. Gene Ontology annotation, cellular component: ciliary inversin compartment. Gene Ontology annotation, biological process: protein localization to ciliary inversin compartment.